This is a messenger RNA of Neolamprologus brichardi, 2163 nucleotides long. RefSeq names its product neurensin 1-like (gene nrsn1l). Lineage: Eukaryota; Metazoa; Chordata; Actinopteri; Cichliformes; Cichlidae. The record is from RefSeq and is a predicted model, not a curated record. Gene Ontology annotation, cellular component: neuron projection; transport vesicle; neuronal cell body. Gene Ontology annotation, biological process: nervous system development.
CACAUCAGCAGCAGCGUUGGAGAUCCAGCGGUCCGACAGCACAUGGAUCCCCAGUGAGAACCUCGAGCUCUCCGGCCAGGAGGGGUGUACAAGGAGAGAGAUGGCUCUGUGCUCCGAGGCCUGUGCUUCCGGCUCGGGAGGAGAAUCCUCCGGCAGUGAGGCAGGUUCAAGCUGUCUUCGUUUUGGGGUUCGUUCCUAUCUGCACCACUUCUAUGAAGAGUGCUCCUCCUCCAUGUGGGAGAGAGACCCGGAGGAUCGGGGGUUCGUCCAGAGCCAGAGGUCAGCCCUGUGGUGGAACUCAGCAGUCUGGAAGGUGUCCUUGGCCCUGGGUGUCCUCAUCUUGACUGCAGGUAUCGCCACACUGUCGGUCGGCUACUCCACUCCUCCCAAAAUCGAGUCGUUCGGAGAGGGAGAUCUGUUCUUCGUGGACACGCAGGCCAUCAGCUUUAACAAGGGGCUGCAUCUCAGCGCCGCAGCCGGGAUUGGGCUCUCCUGCCUCGGCUCUGCCCUGGCUGCAAUGGGGGUUGUUGUUUGGAUCCUCCCCAAAGCCAACUUGAAAGAGAGGCUAUCCCACAGACCAGGGGGAGUGGAAGGGAGAAGAGAGUGUGGGUCAAAGUGGAGGGGCUUUAAGGAUGUUAGGGAUGUGGUCACUAAGCCACCUGGUUCAGAGGAGGGGAAGGUGCCCUUUACUUUGUCGAAGGUGGAAAAUGUGCAGCCCGCUUCUUAAAAAAGAUCACGACUGAGCUAUAAGGCUUUUGUUCUAGUCCUGGGGCCUUUUUUCUUUUUUUGCAUGGUCUUAACUUCUUGUCUUACCUCUGUCAAAGGAAACGUGUUAUUUCAACAUGCAGAUUGUUCAGAUGGAGGCUGUUUUGUCACCUCAGUAUUACAGUCAGACCCCUGCUGUUUGAUUGGAUUGGACUGGAUUUGAUUGACUAGCCUCUCUGUAGUUCUAGGGAUGUGAUUUUGAUUAUAAGCACCAGUCAAGAAAACCCACAUAUAUUAUGAUUUAGUGAAAAAAACACAUAAAUACAUUAGAGGAUGUUAAAAAACUAAAAAAAAACCCUCAGAUUUACACUACACAUAUAAAACCUACAUUUGUUGGGUUUUUUUUUUAAGAUACAAAGCAAUGAUCUGAUUUGUCUCUUCAUGGAAAGAAGAGCCAAAUUCUCUCCCCUCCCCCGCGGCAAGGGGCGAAGCCUUGCAUGAAGCAUGAAGAGAGUUUUGAGGGUCUGGACAGACUGGCCUUUUCCCUCCGAGUGGCUCUAAUCUUACAAAUAUGUCAUUCAACUCGAUGCCAACAGUGUUUUGGGAACAUUUAACACUCUUUUCCAACCGUCUUUUGUUAUCUGCACCGAGGCUGCCAAACCAACAAAUCAUUGUUUAUUUAGAGCUGAUGAAUAAAACAUUUUCAAUCAGCUUCAUGAUUGGGCUUUUUGCACAUGAAAUCAUUCAGUGUCCUUUUGUCGUUCAGAGUGAUGCCCAGGUACCUGUAAUGGCUCACUAUCUAGGUGUAGCUGUGGAUUAGAUGAAAGUGGGUGCAGAGACAGAAAGAUUUCAGAGAAAGCUCCUCUUUUGUUUCUGAGUGAGUAUAUGUCCUCGCACAAGCUGACAAAAUUAUCUGAAGCUGGACCACGGUUCACUUCAUGGUUUGAAAGAGGCUGAUAAUCACCAAAUCUUCAACCAACGAUACCAACGCUGGUGUUGUUGCUGGAUCGAUACUAGAACGAUAGGACCGAUAAUGUGUUUGUGUUGCACAGCACUGCUAUGAACCUCAGUCCAAACGUUAAUAGUCAUUGCAAAAAUAACAAAGUAAACAAAACUCACCCGUGUGGUGAUCCUGUUGAACCGUAGACAUGAUAAAAGAUGGACGUCCGUACCGUGACUUCAUCAAGCCUCCAAAUUAGCACUUUUGGCAUCUUGGUGCUUUCAAACUGGAUGCGCCCACUGAUUGAUAGCUCUGACCACGAAACUGUACGCUUACAAGCCAUUAGCCAAUACUUCAUAACAUUUUUGAAACUUAAAAUGACCAUAAUUUACUAAAUGAACUUGCUCUUUUCAAUAUGCCUAAAAAAACAAGUGACCCCAACCAAUCACAGCAGAUGGCCCCGCCCCUCCCUGAGCCUGGUUCUGCUGGAGGUUUCUUCCUGUUAAAAGGGAGUUUUU